Monomorium pharaonis (pharaoh ant) is the source of this 8617-nucleotide messenger RNA. RefSeq lists its product as uncharacterized. NCBI's taxonomy places the organism in Eukaryota, Metazoa, Arthropoda, Insecta, Hymenoptera, Formicidae. The transcript has 11 exons. The coding region runs from base 3705 to 5822 and encodes 705 amino acids. The record is from RefSeq and is a predicted model, not a curated record.
CGCCGCAAGUCGUCUACGGCGUUUCCCCCCUCCCGACGCGACGCGAGAAGACUCUGUGAGAAAACAGAUUCAUGCGGUGUAAAUUAUUUUAUUAUCAUCCCGAAAGAAGCAGUAAAUAAAAUUGCGAGAGGCGGUUUUAAUGCAUUUUCCCGCGGUUCUCCGUCACGGUAAUGUAUCUCCUUAAUGUACGCGGCGCGUAUUUGCGAGAAUCGUAAACGACCCCAUAAACGCUCAAUUCGUUCUCGAAAGGACGGCUUGACUUGUGACGGCGUAAUUGAAUCUUCAUAGACUCCCUCGAGAGAGAGAGAGAGAGAGAGAGAGAGAGAGAGAGAGAGAGAGAGAGAGAGAGAGAGAGAGAGAGGGAGAGAGCCUGUCAUAAUUAUGUAGUACAAGACCUCCACGGCACUGCAUUAUCCAAGGAUGACGGUCGUGACUCGGUAAUUAAUCGGCCACUAGAAUUUCUAGAAGGAGGAUUCUGAUGAACCCUACGAGCCUGCGGUAUUUAACCAUAAUAAUCGCUAGUAUAAAAUUGCUUAAUCGUUUUGUCAAGCGUUCAGACAUGAUGUGUGUGUUGAAAAAUUUGCAGAAAUUUAUGAUACUUUUCUCUCGUUUAAUCCUUGAACGAUGCCGUUUUAUAUUAGGGACGAGCGUGGCGCACGAUCGCGUCGAGCCUGUAAAAGUCCCACUUCCCUCCAUCGCCAAUCGCUGGUCUCUCUUAACAAUCUCCCGUAAUUGGUACUUAAUCAUGUAUCCACAUGUCAUAAUUGACUUUCGGUCGCGGCGGCAGGAAGUAAUCAAAUUCCCUGGCCAUCGGGGAAGGCGCGUUUCUGGAAAAGAGAAAAAAGACUCUCUGUCUCUCUCUCUCUCUCUCUCUCUCUCUCUCUCUCUCUCUUUCUCUCUCGUGAAGCGCGGUAGGCGCGCGGUUCGCACGGGCGCAUCGACGAUUACCGGAAGUGUCGAUCUCGCGUGGCGAAACGCGCCUUGGGCGCCUGCGGUACAUCACCGGCCUGCGAAGGGCCGUCGACCAGGGGCCUCGGGACCGGUUGUGACGUAAAGGUCAGGGGCAUCGCGCGCGCGUAUGCGGAAUAAUUUUUUCCCGCGCCUCCGCGGAGACACGACCGACGUGCGCGUACCGUGAGAUCGUUAAGGUCGUUCGUGCUACCCAUAUUGCAUAUCUUGAUCGGCCGCUCGAUAUAAAUCGACGCGAAUUGGAACACGAGAAUAUGCGCCGCGAUCGUAGAUUGAGAUAACGGGGAGAGCUUAUCCUUCGGCCGAAGCUAUUCGAUUUCGUAGCAUGAGUCUCGUUUUGGACCUUGGGCUAUCAACGCGAUACGAAAGAUUGGAGAUGAUUACUUCUUUAUUCAACGUUAUGUUUAUGACCCCUUUUUUUUUCAUUUCACGAAGUACAGUAAUCCAGCGUUGACUAGUACCGUCCUUGCGCAUGCUUAUUUUACCGUGACAAUCCAAUUUGUUUUUGAACAUAUCGAUGAAGUAGCUCAUCUGUACGAUCUGCGUCGGAUCUUGGCGAUGAAUAUAAUUUUUCUAUUAAUUUAAUAUUCUCAUCUCACAUAAACUAUGGCCAAUUUUUUAAAUUAUAUUAAACAUUAUCGAUCAUAAAUUUGCAUCGCUGUUUUAUGAAAUGAGUACUAUUCUCAACGUUCUUCGUCUCGUUCUAAAAUAAUUUCUCAACUUCAAUAAAUUUUUUAAUCCUCAGACGGCGGGCUGACAAAUUUUUCAGCGAUAGAAUCAAAAUUAUGCUCGGUAAAAAUAUUAAAUGUGGAAGGAGUAUAAAUAAAAUAGCGUUAAUGAAUUAUCAAUUUACCACCAUCUCCCGUGCUUUUUCAUAUUUUACUGAAGCCAGACGGCUCGCAGAUGUUCGUGCCAUUUCAAAAAAAAAAAAAAAAAAAAAAAAAAAAAAAAUGGGUCGCGCGGCCUACACGAGUCUGAGAAACCCUGUUUUCGUGCCCUUUGUCCCGCUCGCGGAUAUAAAGACACCACCACGUAGUCCCCGGAAAUCCGAGUUUCUCAGGUAGCCCGUGACCUCCCAGCGAGACGAAGAAAUCCGUCCUCCUUCCGCGCGCGUGCGCACGGGCGCAUUUCUUUCACCUUGGCAGUCGCAUUAAUCUUCGUAACAGUGCAUCAACCUGCCUACCGAGCGCGCCUAAGCGCAUUCCUCAUUGUUAGCGCGCGCGACUUUGCCACGACGUGUGCAUCUCGUGGGUGCGGGAGAGAUCGCCGUGGCGAGGCCACGGGGCCGCGGUGACGGAGAGGGGAGGAUGAACCUUUGGCCUCGGUGCAGGCCACGACGUAGCUCUCCUUCCCCCUGGCGAUCUCCCAAUGGAGCUCUAUUAUACUCGGUGACCUCGAACCCCACGAAACUAUACGCGCGGGCUGAUCUCGGGCUCCGCUCGGCCGUAUAUAUACGAUGCCUGCAUCCCUGUUAUCGCAUUAUCGUGAUGUAGGCUGGGCAAAUCGGACGCGCCUGAGCGGGAAGAAAGUUGGUCAGCAAACCCUCGGCUCGGUUGUGAAACCGAGUGAAUUACAGUUGCGCGCGCGCGCGCGCGGAUUUACGUAAUAAUGGCAUCGCUCGGAUUCUCGGAGCGGAGACCGUGCCGGUCUGACCGUCAAAGGGGGAUAAAAGAAGUCCGGAAUGGAAUUUCCAUUGGCUCUUGUGGAAAGCCGAAAGACCUAGAAAAACAAAAUGAAAAAUACAAAUACGAUUGAGCACGCGGCUUAGCACCGCGGCGGAUUGGACUCUCUUGUUCCAGAAUGCCUCUCGCGGAAUUAAUGCUCUUCACGCGCGCGAUGAAAUUAAGGGCGACACAACGAAAACGGCCGGGUUUCAGAAAUUACCUGCAUUAGCGUGACGCGUCCCGCGCCACGGGCGAGGGAAAGAUUGAUUGUGAGGUAACGGAAAGACGCGCGCGCGCGCGUUCCAUUUUCGACGCAUGACGGUCAAAUUUAUUUCUUGCGCGGCGCUGUCAUUACCGCGAGAUGAAUUGUUCGCGAUAUUAAGGAGAGAGCGUGAAAAGCCGAUCUCCGCGAGAGCCAGAGGGAUGAUGGAACCUGUCUUCCCGCACGAGAAGCGCGACGCGGGGGGAGCAGGAUAGAGUCACACGCGGGAAAGAAACGAGAGAGGAGAAACAGCCAGCCGGACGGACGGACGGACGAACACGGGGGAAACCAGGAAGCGAGUGAAACGCGAGGAAAUCGCGCGAGGCACUCGCACCGGUUUUUCCCCCGCGCGGAAUCGUCUUCCUCCCGAGCUUCCCGCGAGCGUUAAACUCGCUCGUUCAGCGAGCGGACUCCCCUACACGCUGAUGAGCCGUGUAACUGGAGUUAUUAACUCUACCCUCCUAUCGGAAUAUCUCUCCGGGAAUUAUGCCGGAUUAGCGUGUAUCCGAUCCGCUUGGAAGCGAUGAGAUUUCCGCGCGCGCGCGCGCGCGCGAUUGCUUACAUUAGUACCCGAUUUGCUUCGCCGGAGAAGCAACGCGCCUCAUUUCCGUGUUACGUCCGUGCGCGUUAUCAUUUUAAAUUGUUUAUACAGAGAGGGAGCGCGACGCGAUUAUUCUCCCCGUGGAAGAAACUCGACGCUCGUAGGGAGUUAGCGGGCAUCCCCACGCCCGGGGAACAAUAGCCUCGGUCAGGCUGGCUUUAAUUGCGAGGCAAUUCUGUAACCGAGGUUUUCCUCAUUCUCAUUGCAGAUGGGCUCGUUUGCGAUCGGAACGGUGGCAGCCACCGCAGCCAGCCUGAUAUUCACGGCGCUGUUGGCGAGCGGCGACGCCGCGUUAGCCAGGACGGCGUUCGAGAAGCUCACCGACUACGAUUACCGCGGCACUACCUAUUACAGCGUGAGGAAUCUGUCGUUGUACGAGUGCCAGGGAUGGUGCAGAGAGGAGGCGGAAUGCCUGUCCGCCGCGUUCUCGUUCGUCGUGAAUCCCCUGGCGCCGAUGCAGGACACCCUCUGCCAGCUGCAGAACGAAACGGCCGCCACGAAUCCGGCCGCGCAGCCCCAGAGAGCCGCCAAUAUGUACUACAUGACGAAGCUGCAGAUAAGAUCCGAAAACGUUUGUCUGCGACCGUGGGCCUUCGAGCGCAUCCCGAACAAGAUGAUACGCGGAUUGGACAACGCAUUAAUUUACACGUCCACAAAGGAGGCUUGUCUCGCGGCCUGCCUGAACGAGCAUCGCUUUACCUGUCGUUCCGUGGAGUAUAAUUACGUGACGCUCCAGUGUCACCUGAGCGAUUCAGAUCGUCGUACAACGGGUCAGUACGUUCAGUUCGUGGACGCGCAAGGAGUGGACUACUUCGAAAAUUUAUGCUUGAAAGGAAAGGAGGCCUGCAAAGCUCAGAGGAUCUUCCAGAUGCCCAGAAUCGGCGUGGCGGACGACAAGGUCGCGCAGUACGCAGGGCUGCAUUAUUACACCGAUAAGGAGCUGCAGGUCCAAAGCGAGUCCGCUUGCAGAUUAGCCUGCGAAAUCGAGAACGAAUUCCUCUGCAGAUCCUUCCUUUAUCGCGGCGCGCCACAGGGGUCGGCUUACAACUGUCAGCUCUUCCAUUUGGAUCACUGGACUCUUCCGGAUGGGCCCUCGACGUAUCUCAACGCAGAGAGGCCUUUGAUCGACAAUGGCGAACGAGUUGGCACCUAUUUCGAGAACUUCUGCGAAAAGGGCGCUGGACCACUAUCAGACCCGUUGCCGGUCGUUUUUGAAACCACGGAAGAUUCUACGAUAAACAAUCUCACUCGAAAUGACAUUAAUUGCGACAAAACAGGAACUUGCUACGAUGUAUCGGUCGACUGCAAAGACACUCGUAUAGCUGUUCAAGUUCGUACAAAUAAACCUUUCAACGGACGUAUUUAUGCUCUUGGACGAUCUGAGACUUGCAAUAUUGAUGUUAUUAAUAGCGAUCUCUUCAGGCUCGAUCUCACGAUGACCGGACAAGAUUGCAAUACUCAGAGCGUGCGUGACGGUUUUCAGACUGGAAUAUAUUCAAACACGGUUGUACUGCAACACCAUUCCGUGGUAAUGACAAAAGCCGACAAAAUCUACAAAGUCAAAUGCACGUACGAUAUGUCCUCAAAGAAUAUUACAUUCGGCAUGAUGCCGAUCAGAGAUCCGGAAAUGAUCAGUAUCACCAGUGCACCGGAGGCGCCUCCACCGAGGAUUCGUAUUCUUGAUAGCCGAACGCGAGAGGUUGAAACUGUACGGAUUGGUGAUAAAUUGACAUUUAGAAUCGAAAUCCCGGAAGACACUCCUUACGGCAUUUUCGCUCGUAGUUGCGUAGCUAUGGCUAAGGAUUCGAAAAGCACGUUUCAAAUUAUCGACGACGAAGGAUGUCCUGUCGAUCCUUCCAUCUUUCCCAGUUUCACCCCUGACGGUAACGCUCUGCAAUCUAUAUAUGAGGCCUUUAGGUUCACCGAAUCUUACGGCGUAAUCUUCCAGUGUAAUGUGAAGUACUGUCUGGGACCUUGUGAACCGGCCGUUUGCGAGUGGGGACGUGAAUCCGUGGAGUCCUGGGGCAAGAGACGUAGAAGAAGUGUCGCGAACUCGACGGAGGAGAAAGGCGAGGAUAUGACUUUAUCUCAAGAGAUUCUAGUGCUCGACUUUGGUGAUGAGAAGCAAUCUGAAUUCCUGAAGAACGAUGCCAGCAUAGACUUCAAUGAAGCAGAUAAAACAGUAACCAUCGUGGAGCCGUGUCCAACGAAAACCUCGGUGCUGGCGCUCGGGGUAACGUGCGCUCUUUUAGUGCUCAUCUAUAUCUCCACAAUCUUCUGUUACUACAUGAAGAAGUGGCUGACACCUCGCAAAAUGAUGCCUUAAAGGACAAGAAGAAUUUUCGUCUGCCAAACGCGCAUUCGUAAAAGUAAAUAAGGAGGAACGAUAACGGAGGAGUGCGAGAGUUCACACAUACAUUCACACGCACACACAUACUCAUAAGUUAUCAAAAGAUUCAUACUUCGCCCUCUCAUUUCUAUUGUACGUUCAUUUUCAUUAUAUCUGCAACGGAUGAAGCCCAUGCGAAGGAAGAUGAAAGAUUAAAGAUCGCUAUCCAAAAGUGGCAAUCGUAUACUAUCGUAACGCGCGUCUGAACUGCCCUUAAUGCAUUUAGUACUCAACAACAUAUCAUUGAUGACCAUCAUAAGAAGCGAUUAUACGUAUAAUGCCCGAGUGAAUAAUAUUAUCGAUAAUACACUGAUGCUCAUUAGUAUAGAUCAACAUUUUCAAAGGGAUUAUUUAAAAGACGUCAAUAAUGGGACGCGCGAAAAUAAGCUUACACAAACAUUAAAAAUUGCUUUGACCGACACGAUGAUGAGGAUCAUCGCGCGCGGAUCUCUUGUACUACGUAUUGAAAUGCAAACACCUACACGAACCCGAGGUCUCGAACGGAGAGGAUGACUCGGCUCCUCUCGUCCGAAGUAAUAUUUAGUAACGAGCAACACGUGAAUAUCGUAACUUUUUACGGAGGUGACGUGUUUCAAGACAGUCACCGAUUAUGUAACUCAAAUUGAAACAGUGCAAUAUUACAUUUUCGUUAAACGCUAAAUAUAUAUUAGAUGACCGUCGGGAUUUAAUCGCUCGCACGCUACUUCGUGCGUGUACUUGUAACGUAAGCUACUCGUUUCUGGCCGCCAAAAAAAAAUGUGCCGAAAUAACCGUUGAAAUAACAAUCGCGACUGAAUUCUGCUGACGCAAAUUGUCUUUACGUAUGAGGAAAGCUACACAAUGCUACAUCAGCGACUGUGAUUGAAAUUUGAAUGAUGGCUUGCGCAUGUCGGACUCCGGAGGUGUUUGUUGAAAAGUUGGCGACCGACUCUUCCGCACGCAUACAUAUACAGACACACGCAUUACGUAUACAUUACACAUACGACAUACUUCGCGGAGCUCACUCGCGACUAAGGACCACCUUGAAAAUGCAAUGAGUAGAUUAUUUAAGAAUAUUUUUAGAAACAGCUAACUGUGUCCUCUAGUGGCUACUUCUGAUCGGGUUGCAAAGAGAACAGGAGCGAGCGGCGAAUUUAUUAUUUUUUUUCGUGUCGUUCGACAGUGAAAUUUUCGGUAUUGUCUGGACGAUCGAUACACGGCCCCGGUUUUUAUAGUUAACGGAGAUCGAUUUGUAACCCGUAUCAAGACUAGCGGUAUUUAAAGGUUCACGCUUCACUAACGUCUUUAAUGAUACAAGUAGCGUUAAGAUAGCAAUUAAGCGUGUAAGCAUAGACGAAAGAAGGGGAAAAAAAAGAGAUAAUGGCUGAGGAAAUAUUUUCUCGGAUUUAGCGGUUUCGCGAAGCGAUUCAUACUUUUUUAAAAGCGAAAAAAGAAGGAAUGAAUUGUCGAAGGAAAAAAAAACCGAUGAACUUUGUUCACAUAUACGAGUUUCAAUAUGAAUAUCGACAUUAUAGUGAUGAAUUGGUGUCGUAAUUAGCUGAAUAACGGUGAUAUUAAUAGUCGAGUCAAGGAAAAAGUCUCCAAUAUGAACCUUUUGCGUUCGAAGCCGCUAAAGUUCUUUCGAAACUUGCAAGCAAGAGUACCUCUACUCGUGAAACUCGUACUGGUACUGAAACUGGAGGAAAGUAGAGAAGCACUCGAGCAUUCGGUUACUGAGGUGUAGAUAGUCUUCUGCGUGUUUCCGAAGCUCGAGAGCUUCCUCAGAAAUUUUUAGCCGUGCGCGUUCAGAGUGUUAAAGCAAGAAAUACUCGAGGUACAAUGUACGGUCGGCGGGAUAAAUGGCCGAAUAAUUCAAUAAGGACAAUGAUAUCUUUUCGCAGUUUAUCAACUCCACUCAAUUAGUUAACUCACUAUAAAAUAUCUUACUAAAUACUCUUCUCGUUUCCUCAAAUACUGCCAUAAUAAAUACGUAUACGCAAGAGUAUCCAUUUUGAAAAGCUUUCCAAUAAAAAGAAUAUGUAAAUAAAUAUUUCAUUAUAUUGUAUUUUGUUAAUUUAUGGCGUAAAUGUUGAGACGAGAGACAUGUUAACGUGAGAACAUGAGAGUAAGAAUUCCAUUCAAAAAUUUAUUCCUUAUAAAAGUAAAUUUUCAAAUUAUUUAUUUACAGUUAAUUAUUAAUAAAUUAAUAAAUUUAUAUAAAUAUGUAUCUAUUUGUUUGAAAUAUGGCAACGAUGUCGAUUUGGUGUUACGGGUGAAUUUUUUCCUAUCUUAGAAAUGUUAGGCAAUUCAUAUUAUAGCACGCAAUUGGGUGGAGUAAAUUAAGACUUCCGGUUAAGGUGCUUGCUCUAAAGGAGUCACAAACUUAUUAUUCAAAAUUAAAAAAACAAUGGGAAAGAAUUGACAAUUAAAUUUCAUGAAAUUAUUUUUUGAUUUACAAAAUACGUUUGAAAUGCUUAUCGAAAUUAUUGAAAUUCAUAAUAGGUUUACAUCUUACAUAUGUGUUAAAAAUAUAUUUAUUUAUUUAAAAUGAGUGUGACUCCUUAUGGUAUACAAAACAAUUUACAAAAUGUAUAUAUUUAUAUAUAUAUAUAUAUGUUAUUAUUAUUAUUAAGUCGGACUGUGCAGUAGACAUUCAGAAAAAUAAACACACAUACGCAUCAAUCACAUAUAUUUGUACCCUAUUUAUAUACGCGAAUGUUUCAGUAAUUAAACUCAGAUCAGUUUUGACAGAA